GGUUGGUGGCGCGCCCGGGCCCUUGCUUCGCGCCGCGGCCGUGUCGGGGCCGCGGCUCCUCGGCCGCCGCUUUCUGCAUGCCCGGAGCGAGGUGAUGGGCGACGCCAAGGAGCCCGGGGCCGAGGCCCCGCCGGCGGGAGCCGCCGCCCGAGAAGGGCUCAGCCUCCUGCCUCCCGGGGAGUCCGAGGAGCCCGCGCCGGGAUCAGCAUUAUUUCUUGGAGGCAGUGAAGUGAAGAGCCGAGCUGUGGUGAAAUACUCUUCUGCUCCUCCUCGAACAGCAUUUGCACGCCUUGAGGAAAAAACAGACUUGAAACUCCCACCUGCCAACUGGUUGCGAGAAAGUGCCAAACUAGGGCCUGCUGGAACUACCAUUCUUGGCAAUAGUAAGAAAAGCAAGCCAUUCUCAAGUUUUGGCAUGGCAUAUGAUUUCAUCGAUUCAGUGGGAAAUGAUGUGGAUGUUGUCUCUGACUCUGAAAACAUAAAAAAGCUCCUGAAGAUUCCGUACAGCAAGUCCCACGUGAGCAUGGCUGUGCACCGCAUAGGAAGGACCCUCUUACUAGAUGAGCUGGAUAUUCAAGAACUCUUUAUGAGAUCAUCUCAGACUGGUGAUUGGACGUGGUUGAAAGAGUUUUAUCAAAGACUGAUAGAUCAGAAGUGGCAAAGGAAGAAAAAGAGCAAAGAACACUGGUACCAGAAGGCCAUUCUGUCCAAAUUUCUGUAUUACAGUAUCAAUGGUGAUGGAGCCGCCCAGCCUGUGCCACCUGCCGCAGAGCAGCAGGAGCCAUCGGCUUCUGAUGAGCCGCCCGACUCUGAAGGGGCUUCGUGGCCUGCUCCUUUCGAAAUGCCGUCUUCGGUUUCUGAAGACCCCAGUGCUUCCAGUCAGGGCAGUGAGCCUCUUGAGCCCUCAUGCAUAGUGGGGCAUGUGGCCUCAGCACCCAAAGAGCAAAACCUGACUACUUUGUUCAAUGACGGGGAGAACAGUCAGGGGCUUAAAAAUGACUUUGUCCGGAAUAUUUUGUGGACAUUUGAAGAUAUCCACAUGUUGGUUGGAUCCAACAUGCCUAUAUUUGGCGGAGGUAGAUACCCAGCAGUCAGCUUACGUCUCAGGGAUAACAACAAACCAAUUAAUGUGCUAACUGGAAUUGACUAUUGGUUGGACAACUUGAUAUGCAAUGUGCCAGAGCUUGUGAUGUGUUUUCAUGUAAAUGGAAUUGUACAGAAGUAUGAAAUGAUAAAGACAGAAGAAAUUCCCAAUUUGGAAAACUCUAAUUUUUCUACUAAAGUCAUAAAAGACAUUGCACAGAAUAUUUUGUCAUUUCUGAAAUCUAACUGUACCAAAGAAGGACAUACGUAUUGGCUCUUCAAAGCAAGUGGCAGUGACAUAGUGAAGCUGUAUGAUCUCACUACUCUUUGUGAAGAGACUGAAGACAAAUACCAGAACCCAUUCACUAUGCCAGUGGCCAUUCUCUUAUAUAAGGUUGCUUGUAACAUGAUGAUGAAGAAAAAUCAAAAUAAGAAGCACUAUGGGACCAUCAGAACAUUGCUGCUCAAUUGUGUUAAGUUGCUGGACAAAAGCAGACAUCCUCAGAUUAUUGCUUCAGCCAAUUACAUGCUUUCGGAGCUUUUUCAACUAGAUGAACCUAAAAAGGAAGAAAGCUCAGAAUCUCCUUUAAACGAGAAUUCUGAUGAAAGCUACAGUGAAGAGGAGGAGGAGCUGCCCGACAGUGAUGAAAAUGGAUCCUACAGCACCAGCUCUGAUCCACCAGAUGAUAACAAAGCAGUGGCAAUAAUUAAGUCUGUUGGAGAAUUGUCCGUACCAGAAAAGUACAAGUCCAUUCAUCAGAUUAGACCCAGUUGUGCGUUUCCAGUUUGCCAUGACACAGAAGAACGCUGCAGACUUGUCCUCAGUUAUGUUCUGGAGGGUUUAAAAUCUGUAGAUAGCAGCAUCAAAAAAGAAAGUGACCUUCCUGCAGCUGACCCCAGCACCCCAAUCCCCUUAAAAUAUGAGGAUGAAUCCACAAGAGGAGGCCCCGAGGGGUUAGAGAAGCAGAUGGCCUUGUUUUUAGACAAAAUGGGCUCUCUUCAGAAGGGUAAUUGUUCCAGUCAAUCUGGAAUGAUACCUGGUUCUUGGCAACAUAAAAUGAAGCUUCAGCUGAUUCUCAAGUCAUCUAAGGCCUACUACAUCUUGUCUGACGCUGCCAUGAGUCUUCAGAAAUACGGUAGAGCAUUACGAUACAUCAAGCUGGCUUUGCAGAGUCAUGAUACUUACUGCUGUCUCUGCACCAAUAUGCUUUCUGAAGUGCUGUUAUUCCUUUCUCAAUAUUUGACACUCUGUGGUGAUAUCCAACUCAUGCUGGCCCAGAAUGCAAAUAAUAGAGCAGCACACCUGGAAGAAUUCAAUUACCAGACAAAAGAGGAUCAGGAGAUACUGCACAGUCUGCACAGAGAGUCCAGUUGUCAAGGAUUUGCAUGGGCAACUGACUUGUCUACAGACUUGGAAAGUCAACUCUCAGUUAGUUGUAAAUGCUAUGAGGCAGCUAAUGAAAUCUUGCAGUUUAGUGACUUAAAAAGCCAAAAUCCAGAGCACUAUGUACAAGUAUUGAAGAGAAUGGGUAACAUUAGAAAUGAAAUCGGAGUAUUCUAUAUGAAUCAAGCUGCUGCAAUACAGAGUGAGAGAAUGGUGAGCAAAUCUGUGUCUGCUGCAGAGCAACAGUUGUGGAAAAAAAGCUUUUCUUGUUUUGAAAAGGGAAUUCACAACUUUGAGUUGAUUGAUGAUGCCACAAAUGCUGCCCUUCUGUUGUGUAACACGGGAAGACUCAUGCGAAUUUGUGCACAGGCACACUGUGGCGCGGGGGAUGAGUUCAAACGCGAAUUUUCUCCAGAAGAGGGCUUGUAUUACAACAAGGCUGUUGAUUACUAUUUGAGAGCUCUGAGAUCUUUGGGAACACGAGACACACACCCGGCUGUUUGGGAUUCUGUGAACUGGGAGUUGUCCACUACUUACUUCACCAUGGCCACUCUGCAGCAAGAUUAUGCGCCGUUGUCCAGAAAAGCUCAGGAGCAGAUUGAGAAAGAAGUCAGCGAGGCUAUGAUGAAGUCCUUGAAGUACUGUGACAUUGACUCCGUGUCUGCCCGUCAGCCUCUCUGUCAGUAUCGAGCUGCAACCAUCCACCACAGGCUGGCGUCCAUGUACCACAGCUGUCUGCGGAACCAGGUUGGCGAUGAACAUCUCAGGAAGCAGCACCGGGCAUUGGCAGAUCUGCAUUACAGCAAAGCAGUAAAGCUUUUCCUGCUUCUCAGAGAUGCCCCGUGUGAACUGCUCAGAGUGCAGUUGGAGAGAGUGGCGUUUGCAGAAUUUCAGAUGACCAGCCAGAAUAGCAAUGUUGGGAAGUUAAAAACACUGUCUGGAGCUCUGGACAUCAUGGUGAGAACUGAGCAUGCAUUCCAGCUCAUCCAGAAGGAGCUCAUGGAGGAGUGUGGCCAGCCUAAGGAUGGAGGGACCGCUCCAGCUGCCGAUUCUUCUCCUGGUCUUAAUCGAGAGGAGGUGACCAAGCUCCUCAGUAUAUUUGAAUCUCGACUCUCCUUCCUUCUCCUUCAGUCCAUCAAACUGCUGUCCUCGACUAAAAAGAAAGCAAGCAGUCACACUGAAGAAGACUCGGUCCUGAAAACCAACAAGCAGGUGUACUCCCAGCUCCUGAGAGCCACUGCCAACAGAGGCGCGGCCCUGGUGGAGAGGAUCGACGUCAUCACCCGUCUGCUGGAGCAGCUCGCCCGGGGGGCCGGGGGGGCCGGCCCGUGAGCGCAGAGCACGCCUGCAGACGCCAGCGGUCAGUGCCUUCCACACCAGGUGGAGUCCUCUGGAAAGCUGCUGCUUCGGAAGCGCGCGCACAGCACCAGCGGCCACUCCCACACGGCUUUCUUUGCGAAGCAGGGGACACCUCGGCGUCCUUAGACCUUGAUGCAGGUGCACUGGCACUACACGAGCGUUAGAUCUGAUGAUUUGGGGAAACAAUGCUACUUUGGUGGAGAGAACUUUUAUCCAGAUAAUUUUGUAAGUUCAAAUGAGUUAAACUUUCUGUAUGCCUGCGGUGUUUCCUUCUAUUGCACAAAAACCUGGGCCCUUUUUAAGGUACAGUGGGAGAUUUUUCAGAGGAACAGGUUGUGCAGCUCUGUAUUUGAUGCAUGUUCUGCUGGUUUUGUGUGAGAGUUGAUAAAGACUGGGUACUACCCCCUUUUCAUACAAACUUGAAACUGUGAAUAAGGUAAGAAAACUAUUUUGAAUAAAUAAGCUAUUUAUUUAAAAUA
Molecule: messenger RNA, 4305 nt
Organism: Perognathus longimembris pacificus (Pacific pocket mouse)
Lineage: Eukaryota; Metazoa; Chordata; Mammalia; Rodentia; Heteromyidae
Gene: Edrf1
Product: erythroid differentiation regulatory factor 1
Exons: 25
Coding region: 95-3799 (1234 amino acids)
Biological process (GO): positive regulation of DNA-templated transcription
Source: RefSeq, a predicted model, not a curated record